Molecule: messenger RNA, 687 nt
Organism: Lasiodiplodia theobromae
Lineage: Eukaryota; Fungi; Ascomycota; Dothideomycetes; Botryosphaeriales; Botryosphaeriaceae
Exons: 1
Coding region: 1-687 (228 amino acids)
Source: RefSeq, a predicted model, not a curated record
AUGUGCUGCGAAGAGCACCACAUCUGCAAGCACUGCAACCAGAUCAUCACCAGCACGACCGACCGCUGCUUCGCCUGGCGCGCCGGCUGCGCUGACGGCGACCACCGGAACCCCGGCACGGAGUUCGGCAGCGGCGACCGCUGCUUCUGCCCGGACGGGGAAGAGAUCGUCGAGGAGUUCUACCACGACGACGACGGCUUCUACUGCCCCAACUGCUCUUCUGCUCCUCAUCACCCGCAAUUGUCAUCUAGCGGCCGGUACAGGAACGACCGCCCGCGCCCUCCCCCCAUUGACCCCGUGAGCGGAGAGGAGGUGGUUGCCGUCGCCGCCGUCGAUGACUCGCCGACGAGCUGCAGCGAUGGCACGUACUCGGCAUCCAGUGACGAGGGCGCCGGAGCAGCAGCAGCAGCGACGACGCCGACGACGCCCAAUGCGAGCAACAAAGGCGCUGGCAGCUGGCGGAUGCGCGUCAGGAAGAUAGUGAGCGGGACGACGCGGUUGGCGGGCGCGGGUAAGCGGCGUGAGGACGACGACAUCGACCAGCCAGCUGCUGCCGUGCUCCGAGACCACGAAUUACGGCCAUCAUCAGCUGAUAAGCGGGGGACAAAGGCGACGGUGACGAGCGCGGCGAGCGUGAAUGGAGACGGUGGCGCAGCAGAGCAGAACGGCCCGUCUUCGUUACUUUGA